Olea europaea var. sylvestris is the source of this 725-nucleotide messenger RNA. RefSeq lists its product as uncharacterized. The coding region runs from base 69 to 521 and encodes 150 amino acids. Lineage: Eukaryota; Viridiplantae; Streptophyta; Magnoliopsida; Lamiales; Oleaceae. The record is from RefSeq and is a predicted model, not a curated record. The transcript has 2 exons.
UGUUUUGCACAUGUCUUGUAUUUUCCGUCUCUUCCCAAUACCCAAAAAUCCAGGCAAACACCGCACUGAUGGCGGAACCCCAAUCCUUAAACGGCGAAAACACAAUUCUGGCCAAAAACUCACCACAACAACAAGAAGAAGACAGCCAUACCCAAAAUAAUCCCUUUUUAUCUUUCGUCUCAAACAUACUUCAAUUAUUCAAGCCGCCUGCACCCAAGAAGAACGGAACUACUAAUAAUAAUGUUUCAGAAUCCGACCCGAGUAUAAUCGGCGCAUCUGUGAGUGAAACUGUGGUGGAAGAUGAAAGUAAACCCGUUGUUGUGAAGUUCCCGAGGCAGAGCUCGGCUCCAUUGAAGAUCGAAGCAGAAGCUGAAGGGGGUGAACAGAAUACUAACCCCGUUAUCUUAUGGCAGGUUUAUGCCAUUGGAGGAUUUUUCAUUUUGCGGUGGGCAUGGAAAAGAUGGAAUGAGCGGAAGGGAGAUAAGAAGUCCAGUGAUGAACCUCCUCCAUCUAAUGAUUAAUCUUUUUCGAUGACUUGUUGGAUAGGGAAGUCAUGAUGGCUUGUAAUCUUGUUGUGCACUACAAAUACGCUUGUUGAUCCUUUACUUUGCGUCAUGAAAAUACUAAAUUUCAGCCAGUGAAUUACUCUUCUUAAAGUUGAGUUAGUGUUUCAUUUUACUUUAAUUUUGAGGAUUGCUUUUAUUUUUAGUUCUUAAUUUGCAUUA